Messenger RNA from Thalassophryne amazonica, 1864 nucleotides. RefSeq names its product protein FAM104A-like. The coding region runs from base 494 to 889 and encodes 131 amino acids. Lineage: Eukaryota; Metazoa; Chordata; Actinopteri; Batrachoidiformes; Batrachoididae. The transcript is spliced from 3 exons. The record is from RefSeq and is a predicted model, not a curated record.
CACACAUAUAGAGGGUGGAGCCGUUUGCAAUACAGAGAACAUGAAGUAGCUAACGCCGCAUAUACUAAGCAACGCAGAAGUAAUAGCUUUACUAAUUGUGACGACGUGAAUUUUUCAGAUUGGUUUUUCGUAUCGAACAGUUAGCAUGUUCGCUAACCGUCAGCCAAGAGAUAGCUCGAAUUAGCUCAACGAGAAGUUAGCAGCUAACUAGCAGUUUAGCCUAGCCUGUCUUAGCUUAGCUGACUUCCUUCGCUGGAGUUGAUCUGACGGGAAGCCGGUUUUUUGUCUUUUUGACGCUCGGAGCCUCAUCUUUCGCCGCUGACGGUAUCGGAGGGUGUUUGUGGGAUACGUGCUUCAUCAUGCUGAGGUUACUGUAACCCGGCCACAGCUUUAAAUUUAGGAAUCCUAAACCCGGACCAGGACGAGUGCCAGCCCUUCUGUUUGCCAAAAAAAACAAACAAACAAACAAAAAAAAACCGUUGAGAAUCCAGAAAUGCUGACUGACAGCAGGAAGCGGCAUCGUAGCUGUGACAGUGAGGACGACCAACAGCUGAGUCCUCAGGCCAAAAAGUCGUCAGGGGGUCCCUGUCUGCUGGUAUCAGAUUUGGGACGAGAUGCCUGGGACUCUGAGUCUUCCAGCAGCGACAGCAGCAACGGGAUCAGCAGUCCAGAAAGAGCAAUACUAGCCAGCACCAGCCUAUGCACACACAGCCAGAACCACCGCAUCUCCCACUUUUCUAUCAGCACAAAGCCCGAAGAUGCUGCCAGCAUCUCACUGCAUGGUUUCCACGGCAACGGCAGCAACGAGUCCUAUGACUACAUCAACAGGGUCCUGCGGGAGGCGCACUUCAGCAGUCUGCAGAGCAGAGGGCGCCGUGGAUCGACAUGACGCUGACCUCUGUCCCCCUGUCCUGACCUUCUGAUGCUACGUGCUCCUGCCGUGCGACGUCGAGGGGUAGGGUCAGCGAGGGAAGGGGAUAAUCUGUGAGGUUUACAGAUUUUGGGCACAAAGGGUCAUCUACCCCCCUCCACAACUCGCCAUGUACCGUGUAUCCAAACCAUAAGCACAUCCACCUUUCCACCCGGCCCGGUCACUGUGGUUUCUCUGUGCAGUACUGAUGUGUUAGUGUCUGUUUGUACGCACCCCGUGCACUUUAUAAAGAGGUAUCAUUCUCUUUUACAUGCGUGCGUUGAUGUGUGGACAUCUUCAUUGGUGCUAAUCACAAGAAAAGCAUGAUGAUGAUCCAAAGUGCUUGCAAACCGAAAUAAAGUGACGCACUUUAUCCAGCAUCCACUCGUCGUUCUGUUUCCUCUGCAGGAAGUUGGCGGCGUUUCUUUGCAAAGAGGGUGUGGUCUCACUUUGUUUCACAAAGGAAGUGAAAUACUUGACAAAGAUUAAGUCAAACCGCAUGCAGCAGCUCCAGUGAGCUUUCAGACUUUUUUUUUUUUUAUUUCUGUGCUGAACGUGAGCUUUAGCGACGGAGGCGUUUGAACAAAUAAGUCAGUUUUUUGAAUGCUGUGAGGUGGGAAAUGUUUCAUGUGGUGUUGGCAGAACAAGAAGUCUGAGCCAAAUGUUUCCAUGUGUCACUUAUGUGAAACAAGAUGCUGUGCUUUGAAAUCUACUUCAUCUCUCUGCUCGUGUGCGUUUCCGGCUAAACUGAUUCUUUUCGGUCUCCUGUUUUUUAUGAAUAAAUCUGGUGUGGUUUCACGAUCUAAAUAAAGCCCUAACGUCUGGGUGUGGUGAGGUCAACAGGUUCAGGUGCCUCUACAAACAACCCGCUGACGUCAAGCCUUAAUUACACAGCUGUGAAGGCGCGCCGACGUCAGCACAGUGUUUCCAACCGCAUGGCACGGAUCAGGAAAA